AUGUUAUCAAGAUCAAUUUUAUCUACUGCUAAGAGAUCAUUAAUACCUAUAACAACAAGACAAAUCCUUCCAACCAUUUCUACAUCAAUCAUCAGAAGAACAACAUCAAUUAGAUUUUAUCAUGAAAAUGUUAUUGAUCAUUAUGAAAACCCAAGAAAUGUAGGGACAUUAAAUAAAGAUGAUAUUAGUGUUGGUACUGGAUUAGUUGGUGCUCCAGCAUGUGGAGAUGUUAUGAGAUUACAAAUUCAAGUUGAUCCUGAAUCAGGUGUGAUUACUAAUGCUAGAUUUAAAACUUUUGGUUGUGGUUCAGCAAUUGCAAGUUCUUCUUAUGCUACUGAAUUAGUUAAAGGUAAAACUCUUGAUGAAGCUUUAGAAAUUAAAAAUACUUAUAUUGCUAAAGAAUUAAAUCUUCCUCCUGUUAAACUUCAUUGUUCUAUGUUGGCUGAAGAUGCUAUCAAAUCAGCUAUUAAAGAUUACAAGAGUAAGAAAUUAGCAAGAGAUUAA
This is a messenger RNA of Candida tropicalis MYA-3404, 504 nucleotides long. RefSeq names its product iron-binding protein (gene ISU1). The record is from RefSeq and is a predicted model, not a curated record. Gene Ontology annotation, cellular component: cytoplasm; mitochondrial matrix. The transcript has a single exon. NCBI's taxonomy places the organism in Eukaryota, Fungi, Ascomycota, Pichiomycetes, Serinales, Debaryomycetaceae. Gene Ontology annotation, molecular function: ferrous iron binding; 2 iron, 2 sulfur cluster binding. The coding region runs from base 1 to 504 and encodes 167 amino acids. Gene Ontology annotation, biological process: intracellular iron ion homeostasis; iron-sulfur cluster assembly.